Dracunculus medinensis (Guinea worm) is the source of this 480-nucleotide messenger RNA. Lineage: Eukaryota; Metazoa; Nematoda; Chromadorea; Rhabditida; Dracunculidae. The record is from the annotation of a GenBank genome assembly.
AUGAAAAUUGUUCGAAUGAGAAAAAUCGUUGAAAAAGCACGUGUCCGAUUGAGUCGCCAUCUCAUACGGCAAAUACGAAAACUGAAAAUGUUCGAUAGUGAGAAAAAACAACGGAAAGCAAAACGUUUAAUGGAUGAACUAAAAGCUUGCAAGAGAAUUCAACGAGACGAUGUUUCAAAAUUUGCUUUGCUCAAUUUAAAAACAUUGUCGCAAUUAAAUAUACGGGGUGAUACGCUGCCUCAGCAACGAAUAUUGUAUAAACUUAGCGUGGAAAAGAUAAUUUGUGAAAAUGUCAACGCUUUUCGAUCCCAGUAUCCCGAAUGGCAUAUGGAAAUACCAUAUAUUUUACAGAGGCUCGGCUUGCAAUAUCAGAAAAAAAAGAAGAAGAAUUUAUUAUUACAGUCUGAGGCAGCGGAAGAACAAAAGAAAAAGCCAAUCAUUUUUCGUUUUAUAUUUAUUAUUCAAAUAUAUUUUUUAUAA